UCUACCCCCAAACCCCAAGCUCUUGACUAUUUAAUAUUUAUACCACCCUUUGAAUAUUCCCCCACACAACUCCACUUGAACCAUUUUUUCUCAACACUUCUUUUAACAGACAGCAAAAAGGCUAAUUGAUAGUCUACUUGAAAGAUAGAAAUAUGGCUAUGGACCUUGAGCUUGAUGAUGAUGUAUUCUAUGCAGACAUACGCAAACAGAUCGAUCUCUUAAUCACAGAUGAAGAUGAAAAUAACCCUAUCUCACUUUCCUCUUCUGUUUCUUUCCAGAGUUUGUUCAGCGAAAACUACCAAACAUUAGCAACACCAUAUAUGAUGUACCAUGUGCAGAAUUACAACCUAAUUAGAGAGAGAAAAGGGACAGGAGUGUUCAUCCCAAGAUGUUCUCAGCCAAGAAAGAAACAAAAUAAUCAUCCUCAUCAGACGAAGCAAGGGAGUUUCGGUUCCCUUGUCUCCAAGCAACAGCUUCCUCAUUAUGUUUAUGACAACAACAACUCCACAACUCUCAACAACAACCAGGAACGCAUCACCCUUCAUCAUGCAGCUUCAAACUAAUCCAAGAAGAACCUUCAGAGAUGCAGCAUAUCUCUUUACUUAAGCCUCAAUCAAGACUCAAGACAUGGAUUUUGUGUCAUUAACUCAUAUUAUAUAUAAUUAAUUAUUCAUAUUUAUAGAUUUGAUGUUUGUAAAAUCAGCAAUUAAUAAGAACUAGAUUAAGAUCCGCGCAUUGCGCGGGAUGAAUGUUGUAUAUACAUACGAUCUUAUGUAUUAUUAUUUAUUUGUGUUUUUUCACUUA
Messenger RNA from Brassica napus (rape), 804 nucleotides. RefSeq lists its product as uncharacterized. Bases 153 to 563 code for a protein of 136 amino acids. The record is from RefSeq and is a predicted model, not a curated record. NCBI's taxonomy places the organism in Eukaryota, Viridiplantae, Streptophyta, Magnoliopsida, Brassicales, Brassicaceae. The transcript has 2 exons.